This is a messenger RNA of Diorhabda sublineata, 1538 nucleotides long. RefSeq names its product solute carrier family 35 member C2. Bases 251 to 1453 code for a protein of 400 amino acids. Gene Ontology annotation, molecular function: antiporter activity. Gene Ontology annotation, cellular component: Golgi apparatus; endoplasmic reticulum-Golgi intermediate compartment; cis-Golgi network. The record is from RefSeq and is a predicted model, not a curated record. Lineage: Eukaryota; Metazoa; Arthropoda; Insecta; Coleoptera; Chrysomelidae. Gene Ontology annotation, biological process: UDP-glucose transmembrane transport. The transcript has 6 exons.
AUUGUGCAAAGUCUAUGUCUAAAUAUGAAUGUAUAUUCUGUGGUUCUGUAACAGAUAUCUGAGUGAAUGUCAAUUUUCUAUGAAACCAAGAACAAUAAUAACAUGUAAAUCAAUGUUUUCAAAAAUAGUUAAUAAGUGAACUAUUUGUUAAUUAAUCCAAUUUAACGUUUAUAGUAAUCAACAAAAUUAUGGUUCGUGUCAAUAAUUCUAAGGGUUGAUAAGCUAUAAAUGAAAAUUCAGUGUAUUCAAUAUGUUGUUCAAAUCCGAUAAAAAACCAAAAUAUAGAAUUGUAGAUAACACCGACGAGACGGAAAUAGUUGAUGUGGAACCAAUGAAAAGAAAAUUUUGUUCGCCAACAUGCUUGUGGUCGUAUCUUUUCACAGGAGCACUUAUUGGAAUUUAUUACAUUCCUUCCAUUGGUCUGACUUUUUAUCAAAAUUGGUUGUAUAAGAGUUUUAAGUUACCAUUGAUUACCGUUACCAUACAUAUGGUAGUGAAGUUUAUUUUGGCUGCAAUAAUCCGUUUCUUAUUUUUAAAGAAGAAAAACGAAAAUACUUGUUCAUGGAAAGAAUAUCUCUUGGCUAUGAUCCCUACGGGAGUAUUUAGUGGAAUAGAUAUUGGUUUUUCUAAUUGGGCAUUGGAACUAAUUACUAUUUCUCUAUAUACCAUGACCAAAUCUACAACGAUUGUUUUUAUUUUAAUAUUUUCCAUCCUUUUGAAGUUGGAGAAAAAGUCUUGGAGUCUUUGUGGUAUCGUACUGAUGAUAACAACAGGAUUAAUAUUAUUCACAUACAAAUCGACUCAGUUCAAUGUAAUUGGUUUCACACUGUUGUUAUUGGCUUCAAUUUCAAGUGGUAUACGAUGGACUUGUGUACAACUCCUUUUGCAAAAGGUGAAAAUGGGAAUGGAUAACCCAGUAGAUAUGAUAUAUCAUAUGCAACCCUGGAUGUUAGCAUCCGUAUUACCAUUUGCAAUUAUUAUUGAAGGACCAACCGCAAUAAAAAAUUGUAAUUCUUGGGGCUGUGACGACGUACAAGUAUUCUUUACUCAAUCUAUGAAAGUAUUAUUAGGUGCAUUUCUAGCUUUUUUCAUGGAAUUCAGUGAAGUUACGGUGGUCACAUAUACAUCUAGUUUAACUCUAGCUAUAGCGGGUAUAUUUAAGGAAAUAGUCCAGUUGGUAAUGGCCGUCCAUUAUAACAACGAUCAAUUAUCAUCAUUAAAUAUAGUUGGUCUAUCUUUAUGUUUGUGUGGCAUUUCAUUUCACGUGUUCCACAAAAUAAAAAAUCAACCAGUACGUUCUCAACAUCGUUUCUAUGAGAAGAAUUUGGAAGGUCACGGAAUCAACGAUUAUUUAAUCAAGCAAGAUUUAUAUGAAAAUCAUACUGAUAGUGAUGAUGAAAGAAGUGAUACUGAAAUACUUUUUGAUAUACUUAAUAGACGCGGAAGCAGAUAGUAAAAUGUGAAAUUAUUUUUAAUUUUUGCAAUUUAUUCUUAUUGUUAAAUAUAGUGAUCUCGUCCAGGAAUAUACAGUGUGAAAA